Molecule: messenger RNA, 2238 nt
Organism: Ascochyta rabiei
Lineage: Eukaryota; Fungi; Ascomycota; Dothideomycetes; Pleosporales; Didymellaceae
Exons: 4
Coding region: 1-2238 (745 amino acids)
Biological process (GO): regulation of DNA-templated transcription; DNA-templated transcription
Cellular component (GO): nucleus
Molecular function (GO): DNA-binding transcription factor activity, RNA polymerase II-specific; transcription cis-regulatory region binding; zinc ion binding
Source: RefSeq, a predicted model, not a curated record
AUGGCCACCAUGUCCAUGUCCAUGUCCAUGUCCGACCAGCUCUCUCCCACGACACCGGGGGCCGGGCUGACUGCGCAGGGCUUUGCCGCCAGCCCGCCCGGCCAGCAGCGCGGCUUCAAGCGCUCGGCCUCGAGCGAGGACGACGACUUCCACCACGGCGACGCAGACGGCUCGCGCCCGGCGUCUGCGCGCCGCAACCUGGCCGUGAAGCGCGCAUGCAACGAGUGUCGCCAGCAAAAGCUCAAGUGCAACGUCCAGCGCGACCCCUUCGUGAGCUGCAACCGCUGCGUCAAGCAGAACCUGCGCUGCGUCAUCGAGCCCAACUUCAAGCGCGUCGGCAAGCGCAACCGCAAUGCCGAGAUGGAGCGCGAGAUGGAGGCGCUGCGGGACCGCCUCGCCAUGUACGAGGGCCGCGCGCCCAUGCCUGGCCAGCCACUGCUGCCCCCCCCGCAGCCGCCCAUGGAGAACCACGGCCACAGCAGCUUCGCCGCCACACCCAUGCCCAAGCUCGAGGACGACGCAUUCCUGCAGACACAGCACCAGCAGGUCGCUGCGACCUCGCUGCUGGACCUGCGCAGUGGAUCGCCCAUGUUCUACGUGCUCGGUGCCGGCGAAGUGCGACUGGGCCACGGCGAGGUCAACGAGCUGUUCACCGAGUACUUCCAGCUGUACCACCCCUUCCUGCCCUUCCUCGACCAGGUGCGCUCGCCCGAGGAGUACUACUCGCACGACCACAAGCUCCUGUUCUGGGCCAUCGUCAGCGUGGCCGCACGCCGCUCAGCCACUCGUCCAACACUGCUCAAGGACCUCGCAAAGCCGCUGACAGACCUGAUCUGGGACUCCGUCAGGAACCAGCCGAACCACCAUGUCGUCAAGGCUCUGUGUUUGCUGUGCACCUGGCCCGUCCCUGCAGAGCGUACCGUCACAGACCCCACCUACAUGCUGUGCGGUGUCAUGAUGCAGAUCGCCAUGCAGAUUGGCCUACACCAGCCCACGCAUCCACAGGACUUUUCGCGCACAAAGGUCCGCCUGCAGCAGGAAGACAUCCACGACCGCCUGCGCACAUGGGCGGUGUGCAACAUCGUAGCACAAACCGUCUCAACAGGCAACGGCCAGCCCUCCAUCACCCUGUACGAUUCGACACUCGAGUUCAAAGUAGACGACGAGGACCAUAUGCGCACCAUACCGCCCACUCUGUUCGUUCGUCUUCGGCAGGAAAUGGCUGCUAGCCGCAUCAAUAAGCUCUUGUACUCGGCCAAUACCCACCGCUUCGCGGCCGAAGCUGCAACAACGUACAUGACCUUGGAAGCAGAUCGCCUCAAGGAAGAGCGCGGCUCACUGGACGGAGUUGACAACGAACUAGAAGAGCUCUAUCACUAUGCUGUAUGCUUGCAUCUGCACCUCUACUCUUUCUUCAGCCCUGAACCAAGAUUGGAGCGCCGCGACGAUCUGGUCGCACUAUACUAUGCCGCUACAACCUACCUGGACCAGGUCUUCAAGCUACAGCAAGCCAGCAAGCUACCUUAUGUUCCAUACUACAUCAUGCAGAUGGCUCUCGCUGCUGGCUUUGCCCUCCUCAAACUUCUAAACUCGGACUUUGCUGGAAGGCUGCCAUCGAAAGGUCGUCAGUAUGUGUUACAGACAGUGGAAGCGCUGAGGAGAUCUAAAGUCUGGCCGAACGACCUUUUGGACCGCUUCGCCGAAGUCCUGGCGCAGCUGUGGAAGGAAAGCUCUCGAGGGCGCAGUCUACACAGCAUGUCGCAGUCGCCAUCUGUCAGCAACGUUGGCGCCGCUAACAUGUUCAACAACCACUCACAAUCUCAACAAGCUACACAGCAGCGACGAGAAAGCACAGGCUUGCUCGAAGAUCCUCUUGGUCUUAUAGUCCGCAGCCGCAUGAGCAUGAGCGUCAUGUUUGACUGCGUGUGGCGCUGGCGCGAAGCCCAAGUUGGCGGCGCCGCAGAACAACUCGACAACACCGUCGUCACAAACCCCACCAACCCAGACUCCUCAAGCAGCGUCACACCUCCGCCGGGUACCAUCAUUGAAAACCCUGCACACACCAUGCCAAACUUCAACCCACACCUGAAUACUCUGAGCAUGCCGCUAGCACUGCCCCAGGGCCUGGCGAGCGCAAACAGCUACGAGUUUUUUGAUUCCGUGUCGUGGAUGCUGGAGGCGCAGACGGAUUGGAGCCAGUAUGGGUCUGGCGGGUUCGGCACAGACUUUAAUGCUUAG